CUUCAUCGCUCUUUCCGUCCUCCCCUCACCUUCAUUUCGUGCCGCUCUGCACUGGGUGCAGACGAAGAGUCUCUGCUCUCUCCUUGUUAACUGCUCUUGAGCAGUAAUAGGCCGCUUCGAUGUCAGUAUACGUGAUUGUCGACGAUGCUGACUCAAACAUCAAUUAUUCGCCGGUGGUGACUCACGAUAGUGGUGCUACGACCUCGGCGGAAGCUGAGAGCAAUGGCUGGUUCGUCGGUGGAGCUGGAGCGUUGAACGAGUUUCUCGUAGACACAUCUGGCACCGGGAAGGCCUCUUCGACGAUGAGCUACCAAUUCACAGGAAACUCCAUCUCGGUCUUUGGCACUACACCAGGCUUGAACGAGGGCAACUCGUACACCAGCACUGACGUCUCGUUCAGUAUUGACGGAAGCGUCAUCUCCAACAAUACAUACCUCGUCCCACCUGCCACCCGUCGUCAUAUCCCCUUCUUCGUCUCUCCAGAUCUCUCCUCCUCUUCCUCAAACACGCACACGCUCGAAAUCGAAGUAAUCAGCGCUGCCUCGACGACCAAUCAGUCCAAUUUUCUCAUAGACUACUUCAUCUACAACGCAACGGUCAACUCGACGAUACCAUCACCGGAGAAACAGACUAGCUGGGUGUUCGUGGACGACCAGAGUGAAUACCUGGAUUAUUCGCAGGGAGGAAACGGCUGGAGUGGGAAUGUGAUCAAUUUCCCAGGGACGGGGGAUUUCAACCUAACGGAUGCCGCUUUCAAUUCAAGUGUAAUGGGGCCGACGAGUUCAUCCUCGACAGUCACGCUUAACUUCACGGGUGUCUCAACGAUCCGAGCGUACGCCAUGCUCAUAGCCAAUACCAGUUCCGGUUCACUCGGCUCCUAUACCCUCGACGGCUCCCCAUCUCAACUCAUCACUCCAUCCUCGGGCUCGGCAUAUCCUAUAUACAACUUCGAAAUUCUCACCGCAACACCUUCCUCGGGCGACUCACACACGUUGGAGAUCCAGGCCAAAGACGCCAACGCGUUUUACUUGGAUUAUGUGUUGUUGCAGACAGGGAAUGCUUUUGUGACGGAGUUGGCUACAACCUCUGGGUCGGGGUCAGGUUCGAGUGGCGGGACUGGAAAUGGCGGAAGUAGUGGCGGUGGGGGUGGAUCCACCGGAAGCGAUAAUGGCGAUGGCGGUUCGAGUGGAACGAACGUCGGCGCAAUUGCUGGUGGCGUUGUUGGUGGUGUGGUGGCCCUCGCCGCCAUAGGCCUGGCAAUCUUCUUUUGGCUGCGACGAAGGCGAGACAAGAAUGGAUAUGCGUCGAAGGGCAGGUUUGAUGUGGCUGCCGAGGAUCGCUAUGCUCCCACAGAAGGGUAUGGUGAUGUUCAUGGGUAUCAGGAUGGUGAGGGGCAGGGGCAGGGUAUGCCGAUGGGGAUGUACCAGCGACAGCGGGCCCAGUCGAACUAUACCAUCACCGCUACGCCCUUCCUCCCCAACCUGUCCCCGAGCACACUCUCAUUCUUACCAAGCCCUUCCACCUCUGCCGAUCCCAUCGACCCCAACAUACCUUCAGCCGACAACUCGGGCUACAUCUCCGCCUCCAACGCUAUCUCUUCUCAAUCCCGAAAACUCGACAUGUAUACUCAUAUUACAGGACCCGUCCCUGCCACUGCUUCAUCAUCCGUCCUUCCACCUAACACGCACAUCGCAGACCGACCACGAUCAGGAUCUGAGGUCUCGUCGUCUGCUGUAGGUGCUUCGUUAGGCGCGUCAACGGGUAUCGGGUCAACGCCGGUGCUAUUAGAGAGGGAUAGUGGAUUGAGAGGGUUUGAAGAACCGGUGAGGUUACCGCCGCAGUAUACCCCGGAGUGAGGACGCUUUUCUUUCGUUUUCUUUUGUAUCGCAUUCCCUUUGGCGUUGGGUGGGAAAUCUGGUGGACUUUGACGCUGUUGGUGCGGUUUGGACACGAUAUAUUGGCCGUACAUCUAUCUUUACUUGGAAUCAGACAUAUCCUUAUUUAUCCUAUAUUUUCGUGCUCGACCCUUGGAAGAGACACAUUGC
Molecule: messenger RNA, 2045 nt
Organism: Stereum hirsutum FP-91666 SS1
Lineage: Eukaryota; Fungi; Basidiomycota; Agaricomycetes; Russulales; Stereaceae
Exons: 2
Coding region: 120-1856 (578 amino acids)
Source: RefSeq, a predicted model, not a curated record